This is a messenger RNA of Amyelois transitella, 721 nucleotides long. RefSeq names its product protein archease-like (gene Archease). Gene Ontology annotation, biological process: tRNA splicing, via endonucleolytic cleavage and ligation. Lineage: Eukaryota; Metazoa; Arthropoda; Insecta; Lepidoptera; Pyralidae. The transcript is spliced from 3 exons. The coding region runs from base 218 to 700 and encodes 160 amino acids. Gene Ontology annotation, cellular component: tRNA-splicing ligase complex. The record is from RefSeq and is a predicted model, not a curated record.
UCCAUUUUGACAGUCCGCGUAAUAACCAAUAAUAUCAAAGAAUAAUAUCCAAAACAAACCAGCGCUUACUUGCACACAGCGAUUUGUAAACACCUUUAAACUUAUGAUAUGAUUUGCAUAAUAAAGACGUACGAAAUUAUUAAGACAUUUGUGAAAAAUAGAUUAGCACAACGGUGACCGGUUUGUGUUUUAUUUCGCUAAACUAAACUGGCGUAACAUGAUGGAUGAAGAACUAGGUGGUUUAUCGGAAGGUGAUUUCGUCCUUCCCCCUAUUAAAUACGAGUAUUUGGAUCACACCGCUGAUGUCCAGUUACAUGCAUGGGGUGACAGUCUGAAGGAAGCAUUUGAACAAUGUGGAAUGGCAAUGUUCGGCUACAUGACAGAACUAGAAUAUGUACAGAUAAGGGAAGUACAUUCAAUAGAAGCUACAGCAGAUGAUAUGAUGGGCCUUUUGUAUCACUUCCUAGAUGAAUUGCUAUUUUUGUUCUCUGUAGAACCAUUUCUUAUUUGUAAAAAGUUGGUAAUUACAGAAUUUAAUACAGAAGAGUUUCGAAUAGUCUGUAAGUGCUAUGGGGAGGAAUUUCAAAUAGGGAAGCAUCCACAGGGCACAGAAGUAAAAGCAAUAACUUAUUCAGCUAUGCAAAUUAUUGAUGAACCGAAAGAUAAUAAGUUUGAAGUGUUUGUUAUUAUUGAUAUUUGAAUAUAUCUUUGUUAAAAUAAA